UCAAUUUCUUCGACCUCCGAAAACAUCUCUCUCUCUCUCUACAAUUUAUUCUCUCUCUGUCUAAAAGCGACGUUGUUUUACAAACUCAACAAGAGCAAGUUUCUGUGUCUAUGCGAUCUUCAUGCUCUUUUCCGAUUGUUUCUCCAUUUUCAACUUGUCCGUUUUUCACUCUCUCUCUCUCUCUCUUCACAUUUCCUUGAACCAUUUUGAGCCUUUCUUUCACCCCCAUUUCACGUUUCUCGUCAAUUUCAUUCCCAUCCACAACCUUUGAUCCAAAAGCUAAAAACUUGCUUUCUGGGUCUUAACGCAUUCACUCACUCUCUAUCAUUUGUGACUUUUCUUCUUGUCCCUUUUUCCUCUUUGAUUUUCUAAUAAUAAAAAUUAAAAACUGUUGCCUUGUUGAGAAUUUCAUUGGAUUACACAGAUCUACACUUUAUAUCCAUUUGUAUACUAUAAUCUAUAACUCAACAAUAAACAAAACUCAUAAAAAAAAUUUGUUCUUUUACUUUUUGGUUUUUUGUUUUUCCAAUUAUAUCUAUCUUUCUUUUAUCUUAUCCUUAUCUUAUUUGAUGACGAGUGUGUACCAUCUAACAAUCUCAAUCUGAAAAGUGUGUAAUUGUAAAUUUGUAACUGUAAUUUUGAUUGUGAUUGGUGGAAUUUUGAAGGAAAAAAAAAGACAUUUUGAAUGUUGAGUUUGAAGUAAAAGAGUUUGUUUGUUGAAAAAGAUUGAAUUUUGUUGUUUUUCACAAAUUGGGUUGUGACGGAUUCAUCAAGAGAAGAAAGCUAUUGUUCAGGUGUUCUGGAUUGUGUAAUAAGCAUUCUAAGGGCUCUAAAGAUGGGGUCCUGCUUCUCUGCGGAAAGCAGGAGCCCUCACCCCACUUCGCCCUCUUCAUCAUCAUCAUCAUCAUUUUUAAGGAAGAGCAAAAAGAAUAGCAACAACAAAAAGAGGAUUGGAUCAUCAAGAGCUUCUUCAUUUGAGUAUUGGAGGAAUGAGCCUCUUCAUAGGAUUCCUGAUAGGAUCUUCCUUAAUGGUUCUUCUCAAUUUGCUUCCUUAUUUACUCAACAAGGUAAAAAGGGUACCAACCAAGAUGCCAUGGUUGUUUGGGAGAACUUUUGUUCUAGAGAAGAUACAAUUUUCUGUGGAGUUUUUGACGGCCACGGUCCAUAUGGUCAUAUGGUUGCAAAAAAAGUGAGGGAUUCUCUUCCUCUAAAACUGAAUGCACAUUGGGAACUUAAUGUAUCUGGUGAGGAAGUCCUCAAGGAGAUUAGCAUUAAUACUGCAGGAAGCAUGAACUCUGAAGAUACCGCAUUUAUAUCUGCUGACGAAGAAUCCAGGGUUUCCUUUGAUGCAGAGGAAACGGAAAAACUCCCUGAAAUCUUUCAAACGCUUAAAGAGUCCUUUUUGAAGGCAUUCAAAGUUAUGGAUAGAGAUUUGAAGACGCACCAAACCAUCGACUGCUUCUGUAGUGGAACAACAGCAGUAACUCUGAUUAAGCAGGGUCGUGAUCUUGUUAUUGGAAACGUUGGUGACUCUAGAGCUGUGCUGGGUACAAGAGAUAAAGACAAUUCUCUUGUUGCAGUUCAGUUAACUGUGGAUUUAAAACCCAAUCUUCCAGCCGAAGCAGAGAGAAUUCGCAAAUGUAAAGGACGUGUUUUUUCUCUUCAGGACGAACCUGAAGUUGCUCGAGUCUGGUUGCCGAACAAUGAUUCUCCUGGCCUUGCCAUGGCAAGGGCAUUUGGAGAUUUUUGUUUGAAAGAUUUUGGUCUGAUAUCUGUUCCAGAGGUAUCAUAUAGAAGACUCACUGGGAAGGAUGAGUUUAUUGUCUUGGCAACAGAUGGGAUUUGGGACGUGCUUUCAAACAAGGAAGUGGUAGACAUUAUAUCAGCCGCACCGAGGCGUGCAACAGCAGCCAGAUCACUGGUUGAGUCAGCCGUUAGAGCAUGGAGAUACAAAUAUCCAACUUCAAAAGUUGACGACUGUGCUGUCAUCUGUCUCUUUCUAGACUCAAACUCGCAAAAAAUAUCGACUGCGUCACAUUCCAACAAGUCCAAAGAGCAUCCUCCUCCUAGUUCAGGAAUUCAAGUCAGCAGCAAUGGUGAUAAUGACGAAGGCGAUUCUGGACCAAAUGCUCUAGAAAGAUCAGGAACAUGCAGAGAAGGCAAUGAUAACACACAUGAAGAAGAUAACAACGACAACGAGGAAGAGUUCAAGGGAGAGGAAGAGAUAGAUGCUGAUUUGGCAAAAGAGUGGUCUGCACUUGAAGGAGUAUCACGUGUCAACACAUUAUUAAACCUUCCAAGAUUUGUUCCUGACAAAGAAGACAAAGCAGCUGCAGCCAAAAAAAAAACAAAAUGAUUUCAAGCAAGGAAUAUUAAGCUGGCCCUUUACCUUUUUUGUUUUUCGAUUCAAUAUAUUAUUAUUAUAGAUACAUACAUUUUUUUUUAUUGUUCACAUGUUUUUAGUUUAUUCCCAUCCAACCAAUUUGAUGGUUUUUGUUUUGGUCUUAGAAACAUGUCCGGGCUGUUUUAGUGUGUCUGGAAAUUUGUCCUUCCUCUUUUGUGUGCUUCAAAAUUUUUGUGAAAUCAAAACUCUUCAUAGUACAUUAAUAAUUUAUUAUUGUUUUUGGUUGGAUAAAGUA
This is a messenger RNA of Cicer arietinum (chickpea), 2639 nucleotides long. Its product is annotated as probable protein phosphatase 2C 33. Gene Ontology annotation, molecular function: protein serine/threonine phosphatase activity. NCBI's taxonomy places the organism in Eukaryota, Viridiplantae, Streptophyta, Magnoliopsida, Fabales, Fabaceae. The record is from RefSeq and is a predicted model, not a curated record. Gene Ontology annotation, biological process: protein dephosphorylation.